This is a messenger RNA of Drepanopeziza brunnea f. sp. 'multigermtubi' MB_m1, 1395 nucleotides long. The record is from RefSeq and is a predicted model, not a curated record. NCBI's taxonomy places the organism in Eukaryota, Fungi, Ascomycota, Leotiomycetes, Helotiales, Drepanopezizaceae.
AUGUAUCCCAGGUCGCUGGGUGUCCCGGGCGAGUGUCUCGAGUGGGUGUCCCGGGUGGAUGUCCGGGGUGGGUGUCCCGGGUGGGUGUCCCGAGUGGAUGUCCCGGCUUUUAAGACGAGGCGCCAGAAUCCCACGCCGGAAAAUGACCAUGAUGCAGACCAUGAUGCAGACCAUGAUGCAGACCAUGAUGUAGAUCAUGAUGCAGACCAUGAUGCAGACCAUGAUGCAGACCAUGAUGCAGAUCCUGAUGCAGAUCCUGAUGCAGACCUUGAUGCAGACCCUGAUGCAGACCCUGAUGCAGACCCUGACGCUGGAGCUGACGCUGGAAUUCUCGGCACUAAGAACGAUACUAAGACCGAAGCAAGAGCAAUGCCAGGACCAGGAGCAGGGCCAGAACCGAGAGCAAGAGCAAAAGCAAGACUGAGAGCAAGAGCGACUCUAAGAGCGAGAGCAAAGGCAAAGGCUAGGGCAGGUGCAAGAAGCAAACUAAAGCAAGUGCUCGAAGUAAAAAGUCUGGGCCAAGCACUAGAGGGAAAAGCUAGGGCAGAUGCUCGAGGCAACCUGACGAAAAUGCACGACAUGUCUUCCUUUAACGUGCCAAGCAUUCUCGCGAAAAGAAAAAACGCAAAGAUAAAAGUAUCUGGGUGGUAUGUCAGAGACGAACGUCAUAAGGGUAAUACUAAGAAACCUGCGGCCCGCGUAAGCUCCGCGACCUCUUUAUUCAGAGCGGCGAGCGACAGCUUGAUAUCCGGCGCUAGUAAUAUCACGAAAUUCCUCGGAAGGGGGACUGAAGAACAUCUUCCUUUCUUCAGUGUAAGGAUUCAGACACCCAGCCAGUCUCUCAGUCUCCCAGUCUCUCAGUCUCCUAGUCUCUUAGUCUCUCAGUCUCUCAGUCUCCCAGUCUCCCAGUCUUUCAGUCUCUCAGUCUCCCAGUCUCCCAGUCUCUUAGUCUCUCAGUCUCUCAGUCUCUCAGUCUUUCAGUUUCUCACUCUCUCACUCUCUCACUCUCUCACUCUCUCACUCUCUCGGCCCUCAGAGCAGCGACCUCAUCGUCUCCAAGCUCCUCUCCACUCCCUCGCAUACGCGACAGAUUACCAGCUGAUGCCAAUAAUCCAAGUUCCCGUCGUUGAGCAUCGAGACAUUCCAGCUAACUGCGGUGCAUUAUCAGUACGAUCGAAAGCAUAUUACCACGACGCUCGAAGAUCUUGCGGCGUUCACUUUCAAGAGCGAGCUUUACAAAUAGCUCCCAAGCUUUCUCUUCGGUCAAUAGGAUGCCUCCACCAUCGAGAAACAUCGAGGAACACUGCUAAUUCGGCGCUGAAGUGGAAGAAGCGGGAAAGCACUCUUUCAGAGUCUGCGGUGGAUAAUUCGGAUCUCGUUGCUCUCGACAUUUGA